Lichtheimia ornata is the source of this 852-nucleotide messenger RNA. RefSeq lists its product as uncharacterized. The record is from RefSeq and is a predicted model, not a curated record. Bases 1 to 852 code for a protein of 283 amino acids. NCBI's taxonomy places the organism in Eukaryota, Fungi, Mucoromycota, Mucoromycetes, Mucorales, Lichtheimiaceae. The transcript has 2 exons.
AUGCCUACCACCACCACACACGCUAGCCCAUCAUCCAACAACAACAAUAGUAGUAGUGCUGCUAGUGUACCUUUGCCACCGCCUUCAGCUCUUUUUGGAUCAUCUUUGCUUGAACCACCACCUACCUUUCCACCACGCCGCAAUAGCAUCUUUGAACAUCAGCAGCAACAGCAACAGCAUUCGGAAACUGUCAACCGACCCGUGUACAUUCUACCACCACUAUCUGGAUAUCCUCCUCAACCUCACCCAACCUAUGUUUAUCAUCCACCACCUCCUCCUCCACCAUUCCCUAUUCAUUAUCAGCAUCAUCCCGAUUCCCCAGUAACAACACCACCGCCAUCAUCAUCAUCAUCAUCAUCAUCAUCCACACCUGUACACUAUUAUUAUCCACCAUCUAUUCAUACCAUCAAGCGAGAAGAGUCGUUGUUGGACAAGAAUGUUGUAACACCACCAUCGCCUAAAAGUACACCUACGCCAAAGAAACGAAGAAAGACCAACAAAAAAGCAAAAGGUGGAUUUGAUGAACAAGAAGCUGUGAAUGCUGCUGCUGCUACGCUUGCAUCAUUUGCAUCCGCACGUCAACAACAUACACCUCCAUUAACCGCUGAAGAUGACAUGUGUUGUGGUGGUGAUAAAGAAUGUGCUGGACAAGGGUAUCUAGCAUGUGAUCAAUGUCAAACGAGCUUUCAACAUGCAAAAUGCCUUCAACGUCAUCGAUGGGAACACACGGAUGGAUGGAAAGAAAUUCAGCAUCAGUUUGGUAUGCCAAAAGGUCAGCAGGUCCAGCUCAUGGAGGCUGCUCAAAUCCUAAUGGAUAUAGCUCGCUGCGGAAUGCGUGUUAGCAUGGUAUGA